Messenger RNA from Calidris pugnax (ruff), 1841 nucleotides. Its product is annotated as epidermal retinol dehydrogenase 2-like. Bases 160 to 1077 code for a protein of 305 amino acids. Gene Ontology annotation, cellular component: lipid droplet. Lineage: Eukaryota; Metazoa; Chordata; Aves; Charadriiformes; Scolopacidae. The transcript is spliced from 7 exons. The record is from RefSeq and is a predicted model, not a curated record. Gene Ontology annotation, molecular function: oxidoreductase activity, acting on the CH-OH group of donors, NAD or NADP as acceptor.
GCCGCCCCGCCUCACCGCGCUGCCUGCUCCCUUCGGCCUGCUCUCUCCUCACGGGCGCCCCGGAGCCGCCGGCCCACGCCACGCCACACCGGGCAGGCGGAGGUGCCCUCGCUGUCCUUCAUCCCGUCAGGCGGAGGUAUUUGAAGAAAUAGCCUCAAGAUGAACUUCUUCCUGGAAACAUUAAAAGUCAUCGGACUUUCUUUUUAUUACCUGCUGGAGUCCCUAGUGUUCUUGGUUGUGCCUAGACGGAAGAAGAAUGUUAGUGGUGAAAUAGUAUUAAUAACAGGGGCAGGAAGUGGCAUUGGAAGACUCUUAUCUUUAAAGUUUGCCAGCCUUGGAGCCACAGUGGUUCUCUGGGACAUUAAUCAAGAGGGGCUCAAGGAGACAAGCAGACUGGCCAGAGAAAACGGAGCGGUCAGAGUGCACUGUUACAUCUGUGACUGCAGCAGAAGGCAGGACGUCUACAGAGUAGCUGAUCAGGUUAAAAAAGAAGUUGGCGAUGUUAGCAUCCUCAUCAACAAUGCUGGUAUUGUUACUGGGAAGUCAUUUAUGGAUUCUCCAGAUUCACUUGUGGAAAAAAGCAUGGAAGUGAACAUAAUGGCACAUUUCUGGACUUACAAGGCCUUCCUCCCAGCGAUGGUGGCCUCUAACCACGGACACUUGGUUAGCAUUGCAAGCGCGGCGGGAUUAAUUGGAGUCAAUCGCCUUGCAGAUUACUGUGCAAGUAAAUUUGCAGCAGUUGGUUUUGCGGAGUCAGUUGACAUCGAGAUGAGAGUUCUGGGAAAGACUGGCAUUAAAACCACAAUCGUGUGCCCUUUCUUCAUAAACACAGGAAUGUUUGAUGGCUGUGGAACCAAGUGGCCGAGGCUGCUUCCUGCUCUGGAGCCAGAGUAUGUGGCUGAGAAGAUAAUGACUGCUAUUCGGCGGGACCAAGAAAUAUUGAUGAUACCACGCAGUCUCUAUUUCAUAAUCUCAUUGAAACAAUUCCUACCGGUGAAACUUACCGUUCUCUUUUCGGACUAUUUUGGAAGCCUCCAUGUCAUGGAUAACUUCAGAGGUCGACAGAAGAAGGACUGAAAAGGCACAAAAUUCAGAGACCUGCAACCCUUAAGUGGACCUUUUUAAAGGUGGUGGUGUUAAAGGUCUGCUUCUCUAGCAGCUGUGAACUUAAGGUGCCUCAUUACUCAUUAGUAACAACUUUUAAGGAAAUUGCUUUUUACUUGGCUCUUAAUCAACAGCUUUCACUCAAACUAUUUUUUUUUUUUUAAUCCGGUGAACUGAUUUCUUUUCACCUCGUUAUGGAAAAUGCGUUAAUUGAAAUGAGUUCCUUUGGUUCUGUCUGUUAUAAUGCCUUAAAUAUGAUCCUGCAUCACCAACUAAUAAUUGGCAGCUCGGAGUGGGGGGAGGAGGGACCAAGAAACCACAUGAAUGUGGCCAAGAGCCAGGAAAGCCUCUAGUGGUCUUGACUUCUCGCUGCCCUUCAUUGACCCAUGAGGAAGGGCUGCUCUGCUGGUGCCCUUACCAUUCCCGGGGAAGCUGAGGAGUUCCAAGAGUUUCCUGAAACAGCAGAUUCAAAUUUAUACAAAUGGAAGUUUUCUGAAAUGAAAAUAUGUGCCGUGUUGGUGCAAAACCAGUGAAAUAUCUUAAUUUUUGGAGGUGGUGGUCUUGGGAUUCACAGGUGACUAUGGAUGUCGGGGAAGGAUGUAAAUGAUGCAUUUGUGCUGCUAAUCUACUUUUUGUCUCAUUUAUUUUAAAAGCUAAUACUAUGACUGCAACUUUGUAGUAAAAGUUUUUGUAUCUUCUAAGUGCAAUAUUUUAAGAAUAAAUUUGCAGUUAUAAAG